AUGUCUCUUGAAUCCGCCCUCGAGGAGGAGCGUCUAGAGAUUCUUAAGCUUCUCGAAAGACCAAGCAGGGCCUCCGUGUACCAGCAUGCCUCUGGCGCAUAUUCCACUCCUUCCUCACCCCGACAACAGUACAACUCUGUACUUCCCCCACACCACAGUCACCCACCUCCCCCCAGAGCUGCAACUACAAUUACAUGGUCACCAACCGUCACCCAGAAUGUCAAUGGCAGGCACCGCUCCGAGUCUGGCCCUGUUCUCAAUGGGCCUCCAAAACUGCUCAAGGAUCGUGACAAGCAAGUGAACAGCUUGACCCCGAACGACGCCUACAACUUCUCGAUGAUGCCGUCUGUAGCGCCCCCCAUACCACGAAAGCCUCGCUCUCGCGAUCCAAGUGCUGCGCCUUCCGCUCGAGGAAGCAUCGGGCGACGAUCAAUAUCUCCGAAUACAGGGGAAUUAUUGCGGGAGGAGCUAUUGCGGUCAGCAUCACCCCGAUCUUCUGUAGGACGCUUAUCAUCGCCUUCCCGACAAAACCCCCGAAUUGCGAUGGACAACGAGCCUAAGAUAGACCUUGGUCACGCUUACGCCCGGCUAAAUGACCAAGCCCUUGCGAGUUCCGGUGGCAUACUGGGAACAGGCGAGUCUCUUACUAGCGAAGGCGGUGUUCGCCUGCAGAAAGAUUACGAUCUGGAGGGUGAGCGCGCACCUGAGGACUCGUCUGAAGAGGAGUCCAGCAGCCUGGGGAGCUCCCCCGGGAGUGAAGAGGAGGACAAAGAGGAGAGGGGUAGGCCAGGAUCAAGGUCGCGGCGCAUAGACGGCGCGAAACCAAGCUUUGAAGAAAAUACUAGGGAAUCUUCCGGGAUCAUCAAGAGCAUGAUCAGGAGUGUCGGCGAUCCUGGUGGAGGUGUCAAGAAGAAGGGAAAGAAGGGCGGCGGUAUUGAUGCAAAGAAGGGGACGGGCAACAUGCGAAGGACUAGUAUGAGCUUGUUGGCUGCUGCAGAGGAAGAACGCAAGGAAGUAUCUUCUAGAUACAAAGUACGUUCGCUGCUUCCCUCAAUAUCCAUUACUCCUUCCGGUAGUACUGUUCCGGGCGCAAAUUCCCCCACAACAAGCCGACGCACGGGGGUACACCCAACCACAAACUUUGAUCUGCCAUCUCACACCUCUACUCCCAUGUCAUCUGACACGGAAGCGGAUGUUCUAGACCUUCGCCGUGCGCAGCGAAUGGACAUGAGCGUUUCCCCUAUCGUUUCAACGCCCGAAUCCCAACGUGUGGUCCGUACCAUUCUGCGAGGUGAAUAUGCAGCAAUUUCCAAGGAAGCCGAGGAGGGAAACAGACGAGUCCGCAAAUACCUUGUUGCUACGGAUCUCAGUGGUGAGGCUCAGCACGCACUCGAAUGGACCAUCGGAACAGUUCUUAGGGACGGAGACACCCUCAUGGCUAUCUACGCAAUCGACCAAGACUCCGUUGAGGAUGGCGGCAAGAUUGUAUCCGACGAUGGGAUCAUCGCAGAUAUGACUACCCAAUUGGCAGUGGGGUCCAACCAGACUCUGACGUCAGGAACGCAGACACCCGGGAGUGCGUCACCGCGUACACCAUUUCAAGUAAUGGAAAGGUCCGAAAGGAGUCGGGAAAGGACAAAAGCGGAGCAGGAGAGAUUCGUAGCCGCAGAAGCGAUCACAUCGCUGGUUUCGAAACUGUUGAAGAAAACGCGACUACAAGUCAAGUGCACUGUGGAGGUGAUCCAUUGCAAAAGCCCAAAACAUCUUCUGACAGAAAUCAUCGAUCUUGUAGAACCUACCCUAGUCGUUCUUGGCUCACGAGGCAGAAGCGCUCUCAAAGGUGUACUCCUCGGAUCCUUCUCAAACUACCUCGUUACGAAGUCAUCGGUACCUGUGAUGGUCGCGCGAAAGAAGCUCAAGCAUACAAAGAAAUAUGCAAACACAAACGUCCGGCUGGCGAACAACCUGACUGCGAACGCUACAACUAGACAGUUGGCCGACGCGAAAGUCGAUUAA
Molecule: messenger RNA, 2016 nt
Organism: Morchella sextelata
Lineage: Eukaryota; Fungi; Ascomycota; Pezizomycetes; Pezizales; Morchellaceae
Exons: 6
Coding region: 1-2016 (671 amino acids)
Source: RefSeq, a predicted model, not a curated record